Messenger RNA from Kuraishia capsulata CBS 1993, 1764 nucleotides. RefSeq lists its product as uncharacterized. NCBI's taxonomy places the organism in Eukaryota, Fungi, Ascomycota, Pichiomycetes, Pichiales, Pichiaceae. Gene Ontology annotation, cellular component: fungal-type vacuole lumen. The coding region runs from base 1 to 1764 and encodes 587 amino acids. The transcript has a single exon. The record is from RefSeq and is a predicted model, not a curated record. Gene Ontology annotation, molecular function: metallocarboxypeptidase activity.
AUGUUGAUUGACAAAGCAAAACCUGGAUUCAUGGAGAGGUUUUUUCGCCCUGUACAAAGGACUGUUCUCUUCUCCCUGACAACAUUGGCUAUCCUGCUGGUUGUGAAUAGCCACCAGAAAUGUAACAAGCAGGAAAUCUUGUUCUUUGAUAAUCCUGACGCAUUAUGUCCAAUUGCUGGCACAAUUCUACCAAAAGAAUCUUGGAUUGCCAACCAGACCAGGCAUGUGUUAGAGGAUGUAGAUUUCCGCGAGAAGUCUGCUGCUAAGCUGGGCGGAGCUGUAAAAGUGCCCACCGUUGUUUUUGACGAUUGGAAGUCACCCAAGGAUGAUGCCGAGAAAUGGAGUGAGUUUGCCGCGUUUCACAAGUAUCUCGAGCAGACCUUUGCCACCGUUUACGAUACUCUUAAGGUUGACAAAAUCAACGAGUACGGUCUUGUAUUCACCUGGGAAGGCUCUAAUUCAUCCAUGAAGCCUAUUCUGUUGACUGCGCAUAUUGAUGUUGUUCCGGUGGCACAAGAGACCGUUUCAGACUGGAAACAUCCUCCGUUCAGUGGAUUCUACGAUGGAGACCAUGUUUGGGGUAGAGGAUCCAGCGACUGCAAAAACUUGCUUGUGGCACUCCUUGAAACUCUAGAGUUGCUUGUUGCCGACAAUUUCAAGCCCACAAGGUCCAUUGUCGUUGCAUUUGGGUAUGAUGAGGAGGCUUCUGGAAACUACGGAGCGCAGUCGAUCGGCGAGUUUUUGCUUACCAAAUAUGGCAGAAACUCGUUUUACGCCAUUCUUGAUGAGGGUUCAACAGGUCUGGCCAGAGUAGGUGGGAAGCUGAUAAACAUGAUAUGCACUGGAGAAAAGGGAUACCUUGACUCUGUGAUCGAGUUGAAAACACCAGGUGGACAUUCUUCGAUCCCUCCAAAACACACCUCCAUAGGCAUAAUGGCUGACUUGAUCCAUCUCAUCGAGGAGAACGACUUUGAGCCCGCUCUGAUCAAUACCAACCCAGAACUGUCGCUUUUGCAGUGUUUGGCUGAAAAUACGGACAUUGAUGUUUCUUUGAAGAAGGACAUACUGAGGGCUCAUCUUGAUGUCAGCGCUAACUCUAGGAUCGUGGAUUACCUCUCGAAGGACUUUUUUGGCAAGGCGACCAUCAAGACAUCUCAGGCUGUCGAUAUGAUCAAAGGAGGCAUCAAAUCGAACGCUCUACCAGAGGAUGUCUCUAUCUUGGUCAACCACCGUAUAUCUGUCCAGGACAGUGUCAAUACCGUUGGGGAACAUAUCGAAGACCUAAUUCUGCAAAUUGCUGAGCAAUACGAUUUGGGUCUUAUCCAUGACGGAGAGACAAUCCGGGAGAUUUCGAAAUUUGGAUAUUUCAACUAUACGGGAACACAGCCUUUAAACCCUGCCCCGCUCACUCCUAUCAAUGGAAGAGUGUGGGAAACGCUUACUGGUACAAUCAGAGGUGUCUUUGAGACAUAUUUCCUGCCAGAAAAUGCCACUUUACCCAUAAUAUCAGCACCAGGCCUUUCCACCGGAAAUACAGACACUAAAAGCUAUUGGAAAUUGACCGACAAUAUCUAUAGAUGGAUUCCAUCAGCAUUGACUAUUACUUCAGCGGAGGAUGAGAAUGCUGGAAUACACAGUGUUAACGAACAUGUAUCCGUGGAUUCCCAUCUGCAAACAAUCGCUUUCUACAUCAACUAUCUGAGGAUCAUCGACACUGAGUUCGACGAAGAAGAGCAAUCGGAUGCUGUCGAGUUUAUCUUUUAA